Molecule: messenger RNA, 3568 nt
Organism: Porites evermanni
Lineage: Eukaryota; Metazoa; Cnidaria; Anthozoa; Scleractinia; Poritidae
Source: the annotation of a GenBank genome assembly
CUUUUCUUUCUUUUCUUUUUUUUCCCAACAGGUUGCGGGCAACGCCCAGGGGUUCGAAUAAUAGGCGGGUCAACAGCGACUCCCAAUUCCUGGCCUUGGCAGCUUUCUCUGAGAGUAAUGGGCGUUCACAAUUGUGGAGCUUCACUAAUAAGUCCUAAAUGGGCUGUUACAGCAGCUCAUUGUGUAGACCGUUAUUAUGAUCCCCACGUUUACAGUCUAGUUGCUGGUAGGUACGAUCACAGGUGCCUUAUAAUGUAAUUUCAAGCCUUGAAACUGAGAUCGGGCGUAGGACGAAUAUAUCACCGUUCAUCAUUACUCAACUCCCACCCAAGUGGGUUAUGGCAUUCCCGUUACUCGGAGCAUUAGGUAGUCGACUAAACAGAUUAAGAAUGAAGCAGAUAAGAAGAUUUAGAAUAAGGACAACAUAUGGCGAAGCUUAUCCUUGGUGGUCACCUUCCCAGUUGCAGCAGAUUUUUUGAAAACGAACCUGACGAAAUUUGCGAGCCAUUUGAGUUAAAAAGGGUUUUGCGCCCGAUAAGUUCGAAAAUCACACUAGCAUAGGAAAAGGAAAGGAGAAUAAAUUAAAAAGAGCGAGAAGGAAGCAAGCCUGGAGGAGAAGAGGAAAAAGGCAAUGGUUGCACUCUUAGUUUUUAUUUUUGCUACUUGGCUGAAGAUUUGAAAAAAGGGUGUGAGACGUAAUAGGUCUUUUUUUUAGAUGACGUUUUCAAAAAUCCCGCUAAAGUCCCGUUUAGAAAAAGUACCUUAGAUAUCAUUUAUAGGUAAAACAACGCCACUAUAAAUGCUCGAUCAAGAUCAGUAAAUCAGUAGGUAGCCGAAAUGUGCCAGUUUCGAAUGAUCAAAACUCAUACCAGACACCGAGAACAGGGAGAAUAAAAGUAAAAGAAAUAAAUUAAUAAUCCUUUAAAGAAUCUUAAUUUCUUUAAUAUCUUUUGUUUUAUACCCUCCAGCCUCUUAACAAAGUGUUAAUUUUAAUAAUAAUUUCUUUUAAUGAACGCAUCAACGCGUUUAAUCCUAUGGUAAAGUCAACCUUCAACAAGGACACAAGGCAAUGACCAACUAUCAUGUUUGUCACAUAUUUCCUUUAUUCAAACAAAAACAACAACAACAACAAUGAUGUUUAUUUUUACUCUCCAUUGUCUUACAAUAAAUUACAACAAUGACAAUAUUGAAAAUAGAAUUAGCUAGAGUACUGGCUGCGCCUGGAAUAGCCAGCGGGGCUAGUGGAGCCAGGCACCCAGUGACAUCAGCAUUAAAGGGACCGAAUAAAUUACAGGUCCGUAAAAUACUGUAGCCAGAUUGUAGCCCAAGUGCUGCACACAUAGCAUUCAAAUCAUUCAUUCUGUUUUGUUUCUAAUUUUAAUUCAUUCAAUAGGGGCGCACCAAAUUCAAGGAGACGGUGUUGUAUAUCGCGUCAACAAAAUAAUCAUGCAUGCUGGUUUUUCCAUGUCCCACCUCAGGAAUGAUAUCGCGUUGAUGAGACUGGUCAAACCUGUACAACUUGGUCCCAAAGUGGGAACUGUUUGUUUUCCAAGGAAAAAUACACGUGUUGCUACAGGAACAAAAUGCUGGAUUUCAGGUUUGUCAAGUUUUAAAAUAAAGGAAACAGGGUGCUUGUUUUUAGUGAUUGAUCCCAACUCGAUCAGCGUCAUUGUGCUGGCCCGUAACGCAAAACUUGUUGGGACGGGGGGGGGGAGGGGAUUCUACCACUUUCCACCUUUUGAGGGAGUGGGGGAGGGGAAGCAGAAGAAAGAGACUGCUCGUUGAACUGUUGGCAAUUCACGGUUUUAACCAUGAAUUGCCAACAAAAAAGAUUGCAUCCUCCUUGUCUCCCCCCUUUGACAUAAGUUCUUAAAGAAGAUUUUUUCAUUUUUUCUUGUAAAAUGUAAGAAUGACAAAAAUCAGAGUUUUAUCUCUGAGAUAACGAGACAACCGUGUGGUGUAGAAUGUAUGCAGCCCUUUGUCUCCCUUUUACUUCCCGCCUCAAGCCCAAUCCUGAUUGUUUAAUAUUAAGGAGGUUGCAAAUGCUGAAUGGCUUGGGUGUAAAUGACUUUUUUGUCUCCUGAAGAAACGACAUGGUCUGUGACUAGUACAAGAGUACGACGAAUAUAUCAUUUUAAACUAAAAUCAUUACCACCCAUAUAAAGGCUUUGGAUUAAGACAAUUUCACUGUUAACAUCGACAUGACGUCACUUCUGUCAUAUUCCUUAAAGAACUGUUUCCUUUUGUAGAAACUUUUAAUUGCUCUUUUUUAACAAAAACUAAAACUGAUUGUCACGAGAGGUAACUGAAUUUUUAUAAAGUACUCAUUGAAUCGAUAUUACUUAGGUUGGGGAACACAACGAUUCAGCUUUUGGGGCAAUGCAAAACCACCCAGUCAUCUCCAACAAGCCAAUGUACCAGUGGUCGACUACAGCACCUGUGCGAAAAAGGCGGGAAGUAGAGUGCACGAUCAAACCAUGGUUUGUGUCGGUGGUGCAGGAAAGGUUGCAUGUCACGGAGAUAGGUAAUCCCAGUAAUCUUAGUUCGCAGUGAUAAAAGUUCGAAGUUGAACUUUAAUCCCCGUAAGUAUAUAGAUAGGUGACGCAAAACGUAUCCGAGUUUUUCUAUCAGGAUUCGAACACAGGCAACCCAAGCUCAACAAGAAAGUUGCUUUUGGUACAAUAUUGCAAAAUUCCCUUCAUGACCGUAAACGGAAUUGAGCGUUUUCUUGCCUUCCCGAUCGCUAAGGAGAAAAACAAACAUAAACAAAGACGUUUUUUAUUAUUGUUGAGAACUUCUGCGAAUAAAUAUGAUUUUCAAUCGACUACCUGGUUUACUGGUGGGACUGGGCUGACCAUGACACGUACCCGAUGGGUGUGCUAACUAAACAUAUCUUAGUUCCUGUGCCGCCGCAACCAUUUAAACCUAGCUACUAAUAGCUCGAAAUAGCUUAAUGAAAUUACCGUGUAUGGGCAAUUUGUAUUAUUUAUAUUUUUAAGCAUAAAAGAUUCUUUGAACACAUAAUACUAUUUAAGAGCUACUUAAACUUUUUAGAGCAAUCUUUCUACUACAUUCGUAGUUCUUCCGGGGAAAUACUAUCGGUGGAGCUGAUCUCGUUCAUAGCAAGAGUAUUAUCGGACGAUAUGUUUCAGAAGUGUCUUAACUGCCUUCCCUGACAAUAUUUCAAAACGCCUGAGAAAUUCAGUUUAAGUGCCAUGAUGUUUUUCGAAUAGAUAAUCAGAUUUUGUUUUAUUUCGACAGUAGCUAUAACUUACUUUUGAAAAAUCCUUGCGCAACAUGAAUAAGCUAUUUCACAUGAAAAUACUCAGACACUUCAACAUUUUACUCCUGCAUAACUAUUCAUACGAUAAUGGUUAACCUAUAAUGAUGAACAAAGCCAUGUUUAUUUUAAAGUGGAGGUCCCCUUGUUUGUGAAGAGAAUGGGCGUUGGGUUCUGCGAGGUGUGGCAUCCUGGACUGGAGAUAGAAAGUGCAAAACAGAUAACUACUCUAUGUACGCUCGUGUCAGCUCAUACAUGACAUGGAUCGAGAACCAGAUUGCAAGUAGG